Messenger RNA from Crotalus tigris (Tiger rattlesnake), 7605 nucleotides. RefSeq names its product IQ motif and SEC7 domain-containing protein 2-like. The coding region runs from base 22 to 3945 and encodes 1307 amino acids. The record is from RefSeq and is a predicted model, not a curated record. Gene Ontology annotation, molecular function: protein binding; guanyl-nucleotide exchange factor activity. NCBI's taxonomy places the organism in Eukaryota, Metazoa, Chordata, Lepidosauria, Squamata, Viperidae. Gene Ontology annotation, biological process: actin cytoskeleton organization; regulation of ARF protein signal transduction. The transcript has 13 exons.
AAAUGGCUGGUUUCAAGCAUUAUGAGGAGUGUUCUGAGUUCAAAACGGUGUUGGUACACUCUUGAUCUCUAUGAUUUUUUAAAAAAAACCUUUGUUCAUUCACAUUCAUGUAGCCUUUUUUCUCUUUCUUGCAGUGUGGAAGGAGACCCUCCAGGAAGCGAGGCAGGAACUAUAGUGGAUAGUGUGGGCAGUCAGCCAUACCGAUGUAUCCCUGAGGUGACCAAGGUUGAGCACUAUGAUUUAGUGCCAUCUUCCUCUUCUGUCUGUCACGCUCCGUCACCAGGUCUUCCGUGGGCCCAGCGAGCUCGGCUACAGCCAGCCAGCGUGGCGCUGAGGAAGCAGGAAGAGGAGGAUAGUAAACGAUCAGCACUAUCAGACAGCUAUGAGCUCUCAACGGAUCUUCAGGACAAAAAGGUGGAGAUGCUGGAGCGGAAGUAUGGGGGCUAUUUCUUGAGCCGGCGGGCAGCUCGUACAAUUCAAACAGCCUUUCGCCAGUACCGCAUGAACAAAAAGUUUGAGCGUCUAAGAAGUUCGGCAUCAGAGAGCCGUAUGUCACGGCGCAUCAUCCUGUCCAACAUGCGGAUGCAAUAUUCGUUUGAGGAAUAUGACAAGGCCCAGAAUGCCCCUUACUUUGAAGGCAAACCUGCCUCUCUGGAUGAGGGCUCCAUGGCUACUGCUCGACCUCACCUGCUGGAUCAUGGCCUUCCCUACGGUGGCUCCUGCCGGGCUGGCUUGGACGGUGUCUCCCUGCAUUCCUCUUCUGGAGGCUUCUGCAAUGACAUCACGGAGCUGGAGGAUUCCUUCUCCAAGCAGGUGAAGUCCUUGGCAGAAUCGAUUGAUGAAGCUUUAAACUGCCACCCACUUGGCCAGGAGGGAGGACCUGGUGGCCCCACUUUGGAAAAAAGUGAAUCCAAGGAGCAGCAGGGUGACAGUGCUGCCACUUCAUUCAGUGAUGUCACACUCUAUCUGGACGAAGGCGCUCUCACGUCACCCCUCUCUCUGGAGCGCCCCCCCAGCACUGAGCCCCCAGAGCCUGCUCCGGGAGUGCCCCUCCCACCACCCCCCCGGCCGGAGUACUGGGGGGUGCCCCAGCGGGAGGACAACCGGGAGAAUGGGGGUGGGAGCCGGCGCAGCACACCUUGCAUGGAAUGCCGGGACUACCGCCUUCGGGGCGCUCACCUGCCCUUGCUCACAAUUGAGCCUCCCAGUGACAGCUCAGUGGAUCUGAGCGACCGUUCUGAUCGGGGUUCACUCAGUCGGGGGCUCAUGUAUGAGCAAGAUGGCUGCAGCCCCCAUGGCACCCUCAAACAUCCUGGCGGGCCUGCCCGCUCCCCACACCCACACCGCCAUUAUCAUCCCGAGCAAAGCCAGCCUCCUCCACCUUUGCCCAUCCCACCUCCUCAGGCCCCAGGCCGCCUGCCUCCGCCUCCUCCGCCGGACAACUCAGAUGGCGACAACGACAGCCUCAACAGCACCACCAACUCCAACGAGACCAUCAACUGCAGCUCAGGAUCCUCCUCACGGGACAGCCUGCGUGACCCGCCACCACCUGCCCCAGCCACCACAACAACUGUCGGGCCCUGCAAGCAGACCUACCAGCGUGAGACGCGGCAUAGCUGGGACUCUCCUGCCUUCAACAAUGACGUGGUGCAGCGCCGCCAGUACCGAAUCGGCCUCAACCUUUUCAACAAGAAACCAGAAAAGGGGAUCCAGUAUUUAAUUGAGAGAGGCUUCUUGUCGGAUACGCCGGUGGGCGUGGCCCGAUUUAUCCUGGAGCGGAAGGGGCUGAGCCGGCAGAUGAUUGGAGAAUUUCUUGGCAACCGGCAGAAGCAGUUCAACCGAGAUGUACUUGACUGUGUUGUAGAUGAGAUGGACUUCUCCAGCAUGGACCUGGAUGAUGCCCUGAGAAAGUUCCAGUCACACAUUCGGGUGCAAGGUGAGGCCCAGAAGGUGGAGCGUCUCAUUGAGGCCUUCAGCCAGCGCUACUGUGUAUGCAAUGCCCCAUUGGUGCGCCAGUUUCGGAACCCUGACACCAUCUUCAUCUUAGCUUUUGCCAUCAUCCUUCUCAACACUGACAUGUAUAGCCCCAGUGUCAAAGCAGAGAGGAAGAUGAAGCUGGAUGACUUCAUCAAAAACCUGCGGGGGGUUGAUAAUGGGGAGGAUAUUCCCCGUGACCUCUUGGUAGGGAUUUACCAGCGGAUACAGAGCCGAGAACUGCGCACCAAUGAUGAUCACGUUUCUCAGGUCCAGGCAGUUGAGCGCAUGAUUGUGGGCAAAAAGCCGGUUCUCUCUCUGCCCCAUAGGCGCCUGGUGUGCUGUUGCCAGCUGUAUGAGGUCCCCGAUCCCAACCGGCCCCAGAGGCUUGGCCUGCACCAAAGGGAAGUCUUCCUCUUCAAUGACCUCUUAGUGGUGACAAAGAUUUUCCAAAAGAAGAAGAUCCUUGUGACCUACAGUUUCCGCCAGAGCUUCCCACUUGUUGAGAUGCAGCUACAGCUCUUUCAGAAUUCCUAUUACCAGUACGGGAUUAAACUACUCUCAGCUGUCCCCGGUGGGGAACGAAAAGUCCUGAUCAUCUUCAAUGCCCCCAGUCUGCAGGAUCGAUUGCGCUUCACAAGUGACCUGCGGGAGUCCAUUGCUGAAGUGCAAGAGAUGGAGAAAUACCGUGUGGAAUCGGAACUUGAAAAACAGAAAGGAGUAAUGCGCCCCAACGCCUCUCCUUCUUCUGGGCCUAAGGACACCAUGAAUGGCACCCUGACCCGGAGCAGUCUAGAGGAUGCCUAUACUAUGGGAGAGGGCCUGAAGAGAAGUGCCCUCAAUAGCUCCCUGCGUGACCUCUCUGAUGCUGGCAAGCGGGGCCGCCGUAACAGCGUGGGAUCCUUGGACAGCACAAUUGAAGGGUCUAUCAUUAGCAGCCCACAUCCCCAUCAGAGGGUGCCGCCACCACCUCCUCCAGAGGAAUACAAGCCCCAGCCUCGGCCCCCCUCGAACUCGUCCUCCUUCCUGGGCUCCCUGUUUGGCAGCAAGCGUGGGAAGGGCCCUUUCCAGAUUCCCCCUGGCCAGGUCUCGGCAUCCUCCUCUUCAGCGUCUUCGUCCCACCAUCAUCUGCCCCAGCACCACCCACAUCACAGCCACCCCUCUCUCCCUGAUGUCGGCCAGUCUAAGCUGCAGGCGCUUCAUGCCCAGUACUGCCAUAGCCCCUCUGCCCAGCCCCCACCCCCCUAUCCCCAGCAGCCCCCGCCCCCCCAGCAGCCAGCUCCCCCACCCCCACCUUUGGCCCUGCCCUCCAACCCUCUGCCACCUCAGGUCCAGCGGUACCACCAUUCCCAGCAGCCUCCUCUCUCGGCUCCCCCUCAGAAGCAGGCAGUGCCCGCUUUCCCGACACCACAACCCCACCACCACUACACUCUUGGUCGGCCUGGGCAGCAGAAGCGCCACCAGAUGCCUGCUGCCGCUUCCCAGCACCCUCCCUUCCCUCAUGGGCGCCAGCCCAUCUCGCCGUUGCCCCUCUACAGCCCUGCCCCUCAGCAUGCCCUGGCCCACACCUACCCCCAGCAACUGCAUCAGUCAGGGGUCACUGGGCAGCACACCCUGCACAGGCAGCAGGCCCCAAAGCACUUUAUUUUCAGCCAUCAUCCCGCACAGCUCCUACAGCGACCUCCUCUGCCCUCUGGCAUGGGACCAUAUCCUGGGCAUCAUGGCCAUCCGCCACACCACAGCCAACCCCCAAUGCCCCCACCUCAUUCUCCCAUUCCCCCGCACCCUUCUUAUCCACCUCUUCCCCCUCCAUCGCCCCAUACGCCUCUCAGCCCCCACUCUCCAGCCGCUCCUACGUCCCCUCUGGCCCAGCACAUGCCCAUGCACCAGGGGGGUCCUCCAGCCAUGCCUGCUCAAGGGCCCCCAAAUCCCAAGCCUAAGCCGGUCAACAGAAUCAGCACCGUUGUGUGAGCAGCUGCCACCACAAUGGAACUGAUAGCAGAUCUAUAAAUAUAUAAAUAACAGAGCUUGGGGCCUCCCCUGUUCCAGCCGAAGUGAUGGGGAAGGAUGGAGGUCAGGAGGGUGUCUAGAUUUUAUGGCCAUUCCCUUUCCUCCUCCCCACUCCACAUCCCAUCCCUCUUUUUCCUAGGAUCAGAACUGAGAGAGGGCAUCCCUUGGAAAGGAAGAAAGCCUGGACCUGCAACGCCGCACGUGGCCUGAGGGGGGUACAGCUUCAUAUGGGCUUUGCUUUUGGGAGCUCUGCCUCUUUUCCUUGCGGGUCAUCUGUCCUCACUCCUACCAUCUUUUUCUGAGCAUCUGCGGACAGCAGGGUAGUUUUGUGGUGACCGUGGAUGGCAAAAGCAUAAGCUGCAGUGUCGUGGAAAGCAAGUUUCUGUUUGUGUUGUCUUAGGAGUAUGGCCAAACAGGUAAAAUUUUUCAUCCCAACUUUUAGUAACAUUUGUGUGUUUGGGAGCAGCAAAUUCUUUUCUGAUAGCAUCACUUCAUGAUGGGGUGAUGGGAAGGAAGGAAGGAAGGAAGGAAGGAAGGAAGGAAGGAAGGAAGGAAGGAAGGAAGGAAGGAAGGAAGGAAUCAGUCAUAUGGUUUUGCUACAUGCUCCCAUUGUCAGAAGUGGGCAGAGGUAAUCAUAGUACCUGCUGUAUGUGGGAUACCAGCUAGUCUCCCAGGCAAUCUUGCCCAGUGUGUUGGUUUCUAAUGUGCAGAGGAAGUUGUAUAAAGGACUUUCAUAUUUUAAGCUGCUCAGAUCCUCUCUCCAGAAAGCACUAAUCCAAACAAGACUUUUCAGAAGUCUUUUUUCUUCUUUCUCUUUUUUGUUGAUAAGAGGGAAAGCUUUGUCUUUUAAAAAUUUUAAUAGGUAGCAGAUAGUCCCUAUGGCUGCCUUCUAUGUGUCACGUUUAAACUGCAAAUGGCAUUUAUGAAUCCUGCUUUCUAAUGUAAUUUUUACUCAGAAGAAUGACUGAAGAAGAAUCUCUCAUUUUUUACCCCAAAACAUGUUUUUAAUCUGAUUAACCCAGAUUUUAAUAGGUCUUGUGGACCAUGAACUUACUUUUCCUCAUUGCAAACAGCCCUAGUGCAUGCAGAAAAUGGAACAGAGUUCUAAAGACAAUAGGUGAAGCUUUGGGGCUACAUACACUAUUUUGUUCACUGUCAAAUUCUGCAAAGUGGCACAGAAAAUGUGCGUGCAGAAGACGUACAGCAGGAACCAGGAGUUUAGCCCUUCUCAAGCCUGCCAUUUUCACCUUGCAAGUCCUCAUAAGCCUCCAUUUUUCCCAAUGAUCUGUCCUUAUUUGGGGAAAAGCAGCCCCUUUUGGAAUAAGCAAGCAAGGAAAAGAUCAUAUUGCCCAUUCUCACCUAUAAUGUUUUUAUUGCCAUGACUUGACAGCAGUUGGAGUCAGUUUUAUUUAAUACCCACUUUCAAACCCCUGGCUGUGACAUGGAACUGCUGCGGUGUUAAGCAACUGUUUUUGCUGAGUAACUUCUGACUUUGAUAUUAGUGCUGAUGGGAGUAGGCCUUCCUGUCCCUAACAAGGGGGGGGUUCAUUACCACAGGGAAAAAAACUCAAGCAGGUGCUUUAUUAUAUCUGAAAAGGCAAUAUCUACACCUACCUACACAAUGCCCCUUGCGCAGGUUGCUCCUCAAAGAUGCUUCUGGGUUUUGGUGUCCUAGAUACCUUCAAUCGGUCUUCCCUCUCUUGCCCUUCUAGUGUCACCAAUUACUAGACAAAUACUUUGUAUUUUGGAAAAUAGGCUCUUCCUCUUCAAAGCUGUCUUACCUGUUGACUUGCUCCAUAGAGAGAAAGAAACAUCUGUCAGUCACCUGCAGCGUGUGGAGAUGAUGAGUCCUUGGGGCCCCCUACUCUUUUGGGGAGGCGAUGAAGAGAGGCUGUCUUGGUAAUUUGCACAGUUUGUGAGUUUCUGCUGUUUCAAGUAGAGAAAGGAAAGAGACUCGGAUGGGAGAUGUGAAGGAUCUGUGGGGAAGAGACGAGUCCAAAGUAUGGAGAAGUCUGGGACAUGGGAAGGGAAUGUGUCCUGCCCUCUCGGUUCUUAUUCAUAAAGGGCUAUUUUUACUCCCUUCUUCUCCCCACCCCUGCUCUGGGGUUUGCACUGAAUCUGUUUUUAAAGAUACAGACUUCUAUAUUCUUGGGCUUUCUAAACCCACCCCCGAUUGAAUUGGAGAGUGGAGAGUAAACUGUUGUGAUCUCUUCUCUCCUAAAUUGAUUUUUCAUCCAGUCAGUGCAUUAAUGCCUGGUAAUGAGGAGGCAGAGUAGGAUUCUCUCCCAAUUAGUUCCUUUGGGAAGUUAGAUGCACUUUAAUCCCUGUGCGCUGUGUUUCCAGAAAAAGAUGGCAUCCGGUUUCUGCUGUCCCAAAUCAAGCUUAUGGGGCACAUCCAGACCUCACCUUCUUCCUUCCCUCGAGGUGCUACGUUGUUCUGCCACUCACCUACCUUGCCUAGUAAUGUUAGAGGUGAGCUUCUUCUAGGUUCUUCUGGUUUUAGCUUUGGACAAAGAGAGAAAAGGCUGGAUUAACGAUAUCAAGUCAUCAUUUCAGAAAGUUAAAGAAAUGAUGCCUGAAUUAACAGUGCCUGUUUUUAUAUUUUUAAGGAUAUGCUAUGGAUUUUGGAUGGAAGAAAUUAUUUUAUUGCUUAAUAAAAAUGCAAAGAGGUGCUCCCCAGAUUUCUAAUAAUAGAAGCACACUAUUUUCCCCCCCCUAGCUUAGGAAAGUAGAGCAGUGACCCAUGCUAAAAUUCAGACUAGCCACCUCUGAAGGUUAGCUCUACUGGCUGCAGAAAUUUAGGCUAGCCUCAGAGGUUGCCCAAGCUAAAAAUAUUUCAUCCAGCUGGCCGCACCCGCUGCCCUCUUGAUUCUCUGAAUUACAACUGCCAUCUUCCCCAGUCAGAAGUAGGAAGAUUAUUGCUCAGUCAGUGAUAACAGAGAACAUCAGGGAGGAGAAGCUGGGCUUAAUGGCUUGCUCUGGCCUGUAUAGGCUCUGCUCAGCUGCCCCGUUAAACUUCCAGAAAUGACUGCUCUAAGGGGAGCCAGCUGAGUGAGGUGAGAUUUCUCUCACUCUUUUGAGGAAGGGGGAAGACUAGGAGAGGAGCAAAUGGUAGGAGGCUUAGGGUUUCUUGAUUCCUACAGAUUGGAAGCACUAGGCUUCAUUGCCCUCUGCCGACCAAUUAUGCUCCACAGCCUUGAGAGGGAAGCCAGGAAUCUUAUCAGGUGGCAGCUCAGGCCUCUGUGUGCCACCCUGCAAAGUCCUGGGUUCCUCUUCUCCCCCACAUAAUAACCCGUGUCAGGUCUUCCCACCCUGUGCCCCACCCCCGAGCAUGCACUUUGUCCCUGCCCUGCACUGCACUUCCUGUGUUGGGUUUGUUGCUGUACAGAUUUCCAUGUAUAUAAUAUAUAUUAUAAAUACCAGCCUUUACGAGGGGGGUGGUGUCUCCAGCCCAUGUAUUUUCUAUAGCAUGGGGCUUUCCCUCUGCCCCUUCUCUCAGAUUGACUGUAUUUUUGUUUCCUUUCCUUCUCACCCCCCCACCCAAUCAGUUCCACUUUGUAUAUAUGAAAAUGUAUAUUUGAUGCUUCAUAAAUUGAUCAAAUGUCCUUGCUGUGUGAAAAA